AUGUCUGCAUCUACCGCCACCGCCUCCACAGUUUCCGACCCUCCUCGUUCUGGGCGUCUCCGCCGUCUGAGCCAGUUACGCGCUUACACCCAAAACCUAUCUUCCCCCAGUGGGCAACGGGCCCGCAAUUCUUUGAGUAGUCGAAUCCCCUGGUUAUCGCCAACUUCUAGCGAUUUUCCCCCAAGCCAGGGGACUUCUACUUCAUGUCCUGAAGAUCAUUCUUUGUCUCGCUACAACACUGCGCCUUCAGGUUACCGUCCCGAUACCCAAGCGUCAUCCGCCGAAUCUGCAUCUCCCCCUCCCAACAACUCGACUCGCUCAGAAAUGGCACGACUCCGAAGUGUCUCCGCCGUCUCUGGUCGGACACCACGACUGGGUCGCACUGGGACUUCAGAGGGACUGACCCAAAUACAAACCACCCCCGUACCAGCCCCAGCCCCAGCGACCACUCCGUCUCCAGAGCCGCCCACCCCCAACGAUGCACCAGAUCUGCCCAUCACAACCCUGGAUGCGCAAUCACCAAAUGCACCGAAACAAAAAGCCACCAUUCGCUUUUUCCCCUACCAGGAUAACUAUCAGAAUUCGCGCCCCUCAUUACCGUUUGUUCCCAUCGCCCGCACUCUGCCAUCGGAGAGCUGUGUGAUUCGCGUGGGUCGCUAUUCUGAGCGUGAUGGUAUUCCCAUUCCCAACCCCACUGAGCCUUCCGAUGCUCCUGUGGGCUUCAAAUCCAAGGUCGUCAGCCGCAAGCACUGUGAAUUCAUGUUUGUCAAUGGCCAGUGGCAUGUCAAAGAUGUGGGCAGUUCGUCGGGCACGUUCUUGAACCACAUGCGAUUGAGUCAGCCAAAUAUGCAGUCUCGUCUAUAUACCAUCAAGGACGGUGAUAUUAUUCAGCUUGGCAUUGAUUUUCGGGGCGGCGAAGAAAUGAUUUUCCGCUGCGUGCGCAUUCGCAUCGAGUGUAAUCGCUCGUGGCAGCAACAACCAAAUGAGUUCAAUAAAAAUACGGAGAGCCUCAUCAAAAAUUUGGGCAAGGGCGAAACUGCUGAUUAUUCUGGCUGCCGGGAAUGCUCAAUUUGUCUUGGCUCGGUCUUGCGGCCAUAUCAGUGUCUGUUCAUGGCGGCCUGUGCUCACGUGUGGCAUUAUAAAUGUAUCAGUCGUCUGCUUCAUUCACCCGAGUACCCAAUGUUUCAGUGCCCCAACUGUCGCGCAUUUACAGACUUGAGCGCCGAAGUAGAUGACACAAAUGACUACGAUCUCGAGGAUAAGGAGGACAAAGAAGAGCCAGAAAUUGCCGGAGAAAUCGCAGAGCCUCGUUCCGAGACACAGUCACCCGUGAACGCAAGCCUCGCCAUUGAUACCAACCAGCAAGAUGUCAUCCCUGAAGAGCCCGACCUGGUCACCGAUGUGGAAAACUUGCACCUAAGGCCAGACGUGGAUACAGAGGAUAGCCGAAGCACGAACUCCCCUGCGCCCAGUGGAAGCAAUGAGGAUCUUUCGCGCAGCGCCACCAAUGUACCAGGCUGGCAGCCCACACAACCUCUCAACAUCCCCCAUGUCUCUCAUCUUCGUGCCGAUACACCAGUCCGCUCCGAGACAUCAGAUGACAAUCCCUUGACCCCUAGGAACGAUUCGGGUCCCCUUGCCUUCGACGGUCGUGCAGGGAUGCAAUAA
This is a messenger RNA of Penicillium odoratum, 1668 nucleotides long. RefSeq names its product FHA domain protein. Bases 1 to 1668 code for a protein of 555 amino acids. Gene Ontology annotation, biological process: ubiquitin-dependent protein catabolic process; mitotic spindle assembly checkpoint signaling; negative regulation of septation initiation signaling. The transcript has 3 exons. Gene Ontology annotation, molecular function: protein binding; ubiquitin protein ligase activity. Lineage: Eukaryota; Fungi; Ascomycota; Eurotiomycetes; Eurotiales; Aspergillaceae. The record is from RefSeq and is a predicted model, not a curated record. Gene Ontology annotation, cellular component: mitotic spindle pole body; ubiquitin ligase complex; cell division site.